AUGGGAGACGUCAGCCAGAUGAAGUUGCCAGAGAUCGGCCUUCAGACUCCAGAGCAUGAAGAACUUCUCAACAUCAUCGAUAGCCUGCGUUCCCAUGGCAUUAGUCAGUACAUCGACAUCCCACAGCUGAUUGUGUGCGGCGACCAGAGUUCAGGCAAAUCUAGUGUGCUGGAAGCCAUAUCCGGGCUGCGGUUCCCUACGAAAGACAACCUCUGCACUCGCUUUGCAACCGAACUGAUCCUUCGGCGUGGACCCUCCCCAAGCAUCAACGUGACAAUCAUCCCACACGGUGACCGCACCGAGAAAGAUGCAGAGUAUCUUUCCAAGUUCAAAUCACCCUCAAACUCCCUCGAUGACUUUGCAGACAUUGUCAGAUCCGCCGAGAAAGCCAUGGGCUUGGACUUCCUCAACGCAGUUUUCUCCCGAGAUAUUCUGAGAGUGGAGCUUUGUGGCCCUACUCAGCCCAACUUGACAUUGGUCGAUCUGCCUGGGAUCUUCUGGGCUGGAGACAAGUCACAGUCAGAUGAUGAUGCUGCCCUUGUGCAGUCGAUGGUCAGAUCAUACAUGGAGAAGAGUAGGAGCAUCAUUCUCGCCGUCGUCUCUGCAAAGAGUGAUCUGGCCAUGCAAAUCAUCACCCGGAUGGCACGAGACAUUGACCCAAAUGGACAACGAACCCUAGGAAUCAUCACUAAGCCCGAUCUCUUGUUCAAUGGCUCGGACAGCGAAGCUGCCUUUGUCAAGCUGGCCAAGAACGAGAACAUCAUCUUCAAAUUGGGAUGGCAUGUCCUCAAGAACCGAGACUUUGACACGAAGGACAGUUCACGAGAAGAGCGAGAUGCUUCAGAACAGGCAUUCUUCGAAAGCCGUGUCUGGUCGUCUGCUAUAUCCAAAACUCAGCUCGGAAUCGACAGUCUGAAACCACGGCUCAGUCGUGUCCUGCUAGGGCAAAUUCUGGCAGAGCUUCCCAACCUGGUUCGAGAUGUUGAGCACGAGUUGGAGGCCUGCACAAGUCGUCUACGAUCUCUCGGGCAGCCACGCAGCACUAUCAACGAACAACGCUCCUACCUUCUCAAUGCCAGUUCCAAGUUUGGGUACUUUGUCAGAGAUUCCAUCACCGGCGUCUACACGGAUUCCUUCUUUGGUAGCUCCGAGACCGAAGAAGGCUACAGCAAACGUCUCCGUGCCGUUGCUCAAAACGAGCUUCUCGACUUUGCCGAAACAAUGCGAGUCCGAGGGCAUGCCCAGGAGAUUGUUGAGAAGGAGCCAGCAGAGCCCACACCCGCACCAUCUGAGACCGGGCCGCUGGUGAUAUCAAAGCCCAAGUACCUGACGUCGGUAAGCAAUCGGAUGCGUCGCAACCGAGGGUGUGAACUUCCGGGUUUGUUCAAUCCAGCCAUCGUCAGCGAUCUGUUCUUCGAUCAGUCUAAACGGUGGAAACGAAUUCUCCAAGACACCGAAGGGAAGCUUGUCGCCGCCGCCAGGACUUCCGUGAGCCUCGUUGUCGAGCAUAUCUGUGACGCCGUCACCGGGGAUGCAAUCUUGCGAUAUAUCAUCUGGCCAAACAUGGAGCCUGUCGUUGCCAAGCUGCACACCAAGGUCGAAGAGGUCCUGCAGCCUCAUGUGAGAGGUCAUCCCAUCACUUUCAACCACUACUUCACCGAAACCCUCCAGAAGAAGCGGCAGCAAGGAUCCCGAGCCACACUGGCGAAAAAGCUUCUCGCAUAUUUUGGCGUCGACCCAGAGUGUUCUUUUGGUAGCAUAGCAACAGGUUCGCGCAUCAACGUCGACGACCUAUUAGAUGCCCUGACGGCAGAAACUGAGGCAGAUAUGGAUCAACUUGCGUGCAUCGAGGCGAUGAAUGCCAUGGAAGCUUACUACAAGGCAUGA
Capronia epimyces CBS 606.96 is the source of this 1887-nucleotide messenger RNA. RefSeq lists its product as uncharacterized. The transcript has a single exon. Gene Ontology annotation, cellular component: cytoplasm; membrane; microtubule. NCBI's taxonomy places the organism in Eukaryota, Fungi, Ascomycota, Eurotiomycetes, Chaetothyriales, Herpotrichiellaceae. The record is from RefSeq and is a predicted model, not a curated record. The coding region runs from base 1 to 1887 and encodes 628 amino acids. Gene Ontology annotation, molecular function: microtubule binding; GTPase activity; GTP binding.